AUGGACAACACCACGUCCACAGCAGUCAAGCAUGAAAAUUGUGACCAUUAUAAUCCUGAGCAGCCGGUCUCGGCCGCUCACACUGUGACCGGAACGAGCCGAGAAGCUGGAACCAAAGGACCAUGCAAUGUCAGAAGCCCAGAGUGCCAGCGAACAGCCCCAGGCUCAACCCCAAUUUCGCACGACAUUGAAAAGCAGGCCGCUGAUGCGAUCAUCGACGAACAGCGCGGGGCACCAGUCAAUAUUUCAGGGUCGAACACAACCCCUCCAAACGAUGACUUCCCCGAAGGCGGGCGAGAAGCAUGGCUCGUCCUAACAGGGGCAUUUCUAGCCUUAUUCGCCUCAUUUGGAUUCAUGGUCUCAAUCGGCCCGAUCCAAGAAUACCUUCAAAAACACCAACUAUCAUCCUACUCAGCCCGCGACGUAGGCUGGAUCCCCAGCGUCUUUGUGUACCUGGCCCUCGCGCUCGGAAUCUGGGUUGGCCCCAUCUUCGACCGGUACGGGCCCCGAUGGAUCUCAUUGAUCGGGAGCAUCUGCUACAUUGUCAUGAUAUUCCUCCUCGCCGAAUGCAAGUCCUACUGGCAAUUUUUAUUGUGUCUGGGUGUCCUGGGCGGACCAUCUGGAGCAACAUUAACCACAACCGCACUGGGCGUAGUCAGCCACUGGUUCAAACGCAAACGAGGUCUGGCGACAGGCAUCGCAAUGGUCGGAUCGAGUUUCGGGGGCGUGGCGUACCCCUUGAUCCUGCGUCGGACCUUGCCUCUGUACGGCUACGCAUGGUCGAUGCGGAUCGUCGGGUUCGUCAUUCUGGGCUGUUUAUGUCUCGGCAAUUAUCUAUUAAAGCCACGACUGCCUCCCUCACCUGCUGCAAAACAACAAAAAAUCAUCUCGUUGACUCUAUUCGGAGACCUCAAGUUCACUUUUCUCACCAUCAGCGUCUUCGGCUUUGAAAUCGUCCUGUUUGGCGCAUUGGGGAUUUUGCCCACUUAUACAACUUAUAGCGGUAGAUAUCCUGCUGAUACGGGGUUCUAUGUCAUUGCCGUGUUGAACGGUGUUUCUUGUAUCGGUCGCAUUAUUCCCGGUUACGCGUCAGAUUUCAUCGGUCGGUUUAAUACGCUGUUGAUCAUGUUGGUGUUUACCCUAGUGUUCAUGCUUGCUCUCUGGUUGCCCUUUGGGACUGAAAGUUUGGGUGCGCUAUAUGCCUUUUCGGCAACCUUUGGAUUCGGGACUGGUGCUUGGAUGGCCUUGGUCCCGGCAUGUAUUGGUCAGCUGUGUGAGGCUGAGCACUUUGGCAGAUAUUAUGGUACGCUGUACUUUAUUGCUUCGCUGGCUACCUUGGUUUGCGUCCCUAUCAGUGGUGAGCUGGUUGAUACGGUCGGCCCACAGGUCAUGGUUGGCUUCAUGUGCGCUGUUCUGGGGAUCUCUAUCUUUGUCUUCGUUCUGAGUCGCUGGGCAUGCUUGGAUUGGCGUUGGCGCUGGAUGGCGAAGGUUUAG
Molecule: messenger RNA, 1494 nt
Organism: Exophiala dermatitidis NIH/UT8656
Lineage: Eukaryota; Fungi; Ascomycota; Eurotiomycetes; Chaetothyriales; Herpotrichiellaceae
Product: MFS transporter, MCP family, solute carrier family 16 (monocarboxylic acid transporters), member 10
Exons: 1
Coding region: 1-1494 (497 amino acids)
Biological process (GO): transmembrane transport
Cellular component (GO): fungal-type vacuole membrane
Molecular function (GO): transmembrane transporter activity
Source: RefSeq, a predicted model, not a curated record